GCGAUGCCCAGUGACACCCCGGCCUUCAGCAAGCCCCCGGACGUCGCGGGCCCGGAGGACAAGGCGAACAGCUUCGGGAAGGCGGCGGCCCCCAUGGCGGCCGCCCCGGCGGACAGGGGCGCCGCUGCAGCGGGGAAGAAGCAGCCGCGACUGCCCAAGUGUGCCCGCUGCCGCAACCACGGCUACUCCUCGCCGCUGAAGGGGCACAAGCGCUUCUGCAUGUGGCGGGACUGCCAGUGCAACAAGUGCAGCCUAAUCGCCGAGCGGCAGCGUGUCAUGGCAGCGCAGGUUGCCCUAAGAAGACAGCAAGCUCAGGAAGAGGAACUGGGAAUCAGCCACCCAGUGCCUCUGCCCAGUGUCCCUGAGACGUUUGUUAAGAAGAACAGUGGUGGCAACUCUUGCCUCUCACUGGAAAGCAGCAGCCCAAUGCACUCGACAAGUACAGCCAUGACAGCAGCUAGUACACCGCCAGAGGGACGGAUGCUCAUUCAGGACAUCCCUUCCAUCCCCAGCAGAGGGCACUUGGAGAGCACAUCUGAGUUGGUUGUGGACUCCGCCUACUACAGCAGUUUUUACCAGCCAUCUCUGUAUCCUUGCUAUAACAACCUGUGCAACUAUUCCCAGUACCAGAUGGCAGUGGCCAGUGAGCCUUCCUCAAGUGAGACAGGGGGUACAAUUGUAGGGUCGGCCAUGAAGAACAGCCUUCGAAGUCUCCCAGCAACAUACAUGCCGAGCCAGUCAGGAAAACAGUGGCAGGUGAAGGGCAUGGAGAGACACCACGCCGUCAGCUCCCAGUACCGCAUGUGUUCCUACUACCCACCUGCUUCUUACCUGGGACAGGGGGUUGGCGCUCCCAUGUGCCUCCCCCAAAUCCUGACCUCUGAGGACAUCCCCUCCUCCUCAGAGUCAAAAGCCAGAGUGUUUUCGCCGCCCAGCAGCCAGGACUCCGGCCUGGGGUGCCUGUCGAGCAGCAGUGAGAACACCAAGGGGGACCUGGAGUGCGAGGCCCCCGCGCAGCCCGUCAACUUCGCGAUGAGCCCGGUGCAGGAGGGCGGCGAGUAG
Messenger RNA from Camarhynchus parvulus, 1062 nucleotides. RefSeq names its product doublesex and mab-3 related transcription factor 1 (gene DMRT1). Gene Ontology annotation, cellular component: nucleus. Lineage: Eukaryota; Metazoa; Chordata; Aves; Passeriformes; Thraupidae. The transcript has 5 exons. The record is from RefSeq and is a predicted model, not a curated record. Gene Ontology annotation, biological process: regulation of transcription by RNA polymerase II; sex differentiation. Gene Ontology annotation, molecular function: DNA-binding transcription factor activity, RNA polymerase II-specific; RNA polymerase II cis-regulatory region sequence-specific DNA binding. The coding region runs from base 4 to 1062 and encodes 352 amino acids.